This is a messenger RNA of Lolium perenne, 1485 nucleotides long. RefSeq lists its product as uncharacterized. NCBI's taxonomy places the organism in Eukaryota, Viridiplantae, Streptophyta, Magnoliopsida, Poales, Poaceae. The record is from RefSeq and is a predicted model, not a curated record. Gene Ontology annotation, molecular function: protein binding.
AUGGUAGCAGCUUUGUCGACCUCCGCCGCCGCUGUCGCCUCCGCGGCCACGGCAACCACGCAAGGGAGGAUAACCGCCACUGACGACCAUGACGAGGACUACGACUAUUGGUCCACCCUUCCAGACGACAUCUUGCUCACAAUCAUGGCGGCGCUCGACGUCCUCAAUCUCCGGCCUUGCAGCGCCGUAUGCAAGUCAUGGAGCCGCGUCUACAAGGCCUUGCGCCUCCCCUCGCUGGAGCAGGCGCCGUGCCUGCUCUACGCCGGCGAGCAGUACGGGCCCAAUAACCUGGCCCUGUACUGCCCCAUCAGCGAUGCAACCUUCCGCGUCCCCUUCCCGGGGCCGCCGCACUAUAAGCGAGGUUUCACCUUCUCGUGUCCUAGGGGCUGGGUGUUUACCACAGACGCAGUCGGCAACCCGUACCUCCUCAACCCGAUCACUGGCGUCCAGGCAACGCUCCCUCCGGUCAACACAAUCUACGAACGUGACAACUACUACGACGAACAUGGCAGGCAUAAGCAUGUAUGGGAUACAGACCCUGAGGAAGAGGAAGGUAGCUUGCCUUGCUUUAGCUGGGCGCGACACUCAGUGUUUUUCCGGGUCGCUAUGUCUGUCGCUGCCGAUGUGACACAAUGCACCGUUUUGAUUGUGCACAUGCCAUUCGGUAGGCUAUCAUUCACCAGGCCGGGAGACAAUGAGUGGACCUUGCUCUCCGAACGUACGUUCUCCGUCUGCGACAUUCUUUACAAUGAGAGCGAUGGCUUGUUCUACAUUCUUUACGGCCGUGGUUCCAUCUGUACUUUAGAUCUGAGCGGGCCCUCACCAACAACGAAGACUAUCAUGCGCCGGGUUUUAGACGAGCCCAAGUGUAGGGAGAUGUACCUCGCCCUUGGGGUAUCUGGUGAACUCCUGCAGGUAUGGAGGAACUGGGAACACGUAGAUUCUCCACGCAAGUAUCGCGAUGUUUACAAAGAAAUCAUGAAUGGGGCAUGCAAGGAUCGUAUCGAUUUUCUAGGCCGAGAUGACAACAACAAGAACAAGCUAAGUGAUCUAGAAACAAAUGAGGAGGAAGACGAGCUCCAUGAAGCCAUCAGGACGGACGAAGAGACUGAUUUCUCCCAAUGGCUUCGUGAAGGUAUCGACUUGCCACAUCGGCUCACCGACGAGGUCACAACGAAUGAGAUAUUAGUGUUCAAGGUUGACAAGGAAAGGAAAAAGUUGGUGGAGCUAAAAGACAUUGGAGACCAUGCACUCUUCAUCGGGCGAAACUCCGCAGUGUGCCUCCCAAUUAAGGACUAUCAGGUGUUCGAGCCAAACUGCAUCUACCUAACGGACGACUGUAUUAACUUCGGUCCAAUUUUAAGAAAGGAUCUUGGUAUAUGGAAUAUCAAAAAGAGGAGUAUGCAGAAACUUGGCGAUGUGUGGCCAAACUUACAUCCUUGGCUACAUUUGCCUGCUCCAAUUUGGAUCAUGCCAAGGUUUUAG